AUCUAUACAUAAAUUUAAAUUUAGCGACAGCAAAAAAAAAUACAUAAAUAUCUCAAACCACAGCCUUGAUUGAUUGGUUUCUUGUUUGCAAGAAUGAAUGGCGGGUAAAAAACACGGUCAGGGACACGAAGAAGAUAUCAUCAUAUCAAAUCAAAACAUGCUCCUCCACGGCCACUGCCCGCCGCUGCCCGCCGAAUCCCAAUCCCAAUCUCCGGCAAUAAACACCCCACAUGUUACUCAUCUCGCAACAUUUCUUCCAUUACUCAACUCCACCACCACCGCCACCGCCUACGCGGCGGCGCUCGACGCCUGCAGCCGCCUUGAGCUCGGCCAACAGCUGCACGCCCAUCUCCUCAAGGCCAGCCUCCGCCGCCGCGAGUUUGUGCAGACGAAGCUGCUCCAAAUGUACGGGAAGUGCGGCCGUACGGACUAUAUGGCUCAGGUGUUCGACGAAAUGCCUGAAAAGAAUCUCUAUACUUACACUGCCAUUCUCAACGUUCUCUUGCAGGAGAAUCUCUUCGAAGAAGCUUUUUCCUACUUAGAGAGGCUAAUCAACGAUGGGGUCGGCCUUGACUUCUUCAUCUUUCCGGCGGCAUUCAAAAUCUGCCGCGGCUGCGGCGGGGCAGAGCUGGGGAGGCAGUUGCAUGGUGCCGCCGUGAAGGUCGGGGCGGCACGCCAUGCAUACGUAGGAAAUGCAUUAAUUGACAUGUACGGAACGUGCCGGAGCUUCGGCAACGCCGAGAAGGCCUUCAGGCACAUGCCAAACACCGAUUGCGUAUCGUGGAAUUUGAUGAUCAUGGCUUGUGUUCGUAACGGGAAGUUGUUCGAAGGGAUAGAGGUUUUGGAUGAGAUGAUGAACUUGAAGGGGAGUUUUUUGAAUCCGAAUCACACCACAUGGAGUGCUUUGAUUGGUGGAUUGGUUAAUCACGGAUACGACGAGGACGCCGUUGGGGUGUUGAGGAAGAUGGGUCGAUCGGGAGUCGAACUGAAUGCCCGGGUUUUAGGAGAUGUCGUUGCCGGUUGUUGUAGGUUGAGGAAGGCGAGGCUCGGGGAGGAAAUCUACGGGUACAUUAUGAGGCGGGGAUAUAUGUCGAGCACAUAUCUAGUGAACGGAGUGAUCGAUCUUUAUUGUAAGUGCGGCGACAUGGGAAGGAGUUUUGAGGUGUUUUUGAGGUUUUCCGGGAGAGAUGAAGUGUCCUUUAAUACGAUGAUUGCGGGAUAUUGUGUCGAUGGAGACGUCGCAAAGGCGAAGGCUUUGUUCGAUGCAAUGGAAUAUGAAGGGGUAUCGAAGGGGUUGAUUACUUGGAACUCGAUGGUUUCGGGGUACGUCGACAACUUAAUGUUCGACGAGGCUGUAACGAUGGUAACGGAGUUGAUGUCGGAAGGCGCGAUCGAACCCAAUUCGUUUACGUUGGGUAGUGUUCUACACGGUUGCGCUGAGACGGGUUCUCUACGACUGGGAAAAGCCGUCCAUUCCUAUUGCAUAGUCAGAGGUCUCGAAACGAACCUGUUCGUGGGCACUGCAUUGGUCGAUAUGUACUGCCGAUGUCGGGAUCUCGAAGCUGCGGAGAGAGCGCUGCGCUGGGUGCCUGAAAGGGACGUCGUUAUAUGGAACGCCUUGAUUUCGGGACAUGCUCGUUGCGAUAAAAUCGAUAGCUUAAGACGCAUAAUGCAAGAGAUGAGAGACGAUGGGUUUGAACCGAAUGUACAUACCUGGAACAGGGCGAUUGCGGGAUUAGUCAAGAACAGCCAUCACGAGCUCGCGUUGCAGUUAUUUUCCGAUCUCCCGGUGAGGCUGGAUAUCUACAGCGUAGGAAUUAUUUUGCCUGCGUGCUCGAGGUUAGCUACCGUGGAACGCGGCAAGCAAGCGCACGGAUUUGCAAUCCGGCGCGGCUAUGAACGGGACGAGUACAUUGCAGCUGCCCUGAUAGAUAUGUAUGCGAAAUGCGGGUUAAUAACAUACGCGAAACAGGUAUACAAAUGGGCAAACAAUCGAAAUCUGGUAAUCCAAAAUGCAAUGCUAAAUGCAUACGCCGUGAAUGGAUUUGGAGAGGAUGGAAUUGCCUUCUUCCGAAGAAUGCUAGCUGACGGAGCUAAACCCGACCGGGUGACUUUCCUCGCUGUUCUAUCUUCGUGUGUUCACGCAGGAUCUGUCGAAGCCGGACUUGAAUUCCUCGACAUGAUGGCGGCGUAUGGGGUGACGCCGGGAUUGAAGCACUACACGUGUGUAGUCGACUUGUUAAGUGGCUCGGGGCAGCUCAAACGAGCGCACGAGAUAGUUGAGGAAAUGCCUGUGGAACCCGACCCUGUGAUUUGGGGCGCGGUUCUUAAAGGAUGUAUUAGCCGCAGGGAGUUCGACCUGGGAGAAAUAGCUGCACGUAAACUCAUAGAGUUAGAACCGGAUAAUUCGGGGAACUACGUAAUGCUGGGUAACUUAUAUGCUUCUGCAGGGAAAUGGCGUCAAUUCGGCGAGCUAAGACAGCGGAUGAAGAACGAGGAAAUGCAUAAGAUUCCGGGGUGCAGUUGGAUCGAAGACAAAGAUGGAACACACGUAUUUACGGCAUGCAGCAGAUCUCAUAAGCAAGCGAAGGAGAUUUACGACAUGUUGGAUAGCUUAACAGCGCAUAUGAGAUUAGAACAGAUAGAGCUUUAAGUUAAUGUAAAACUUACAGCU
Messenger RNA from Andrographis paniculata, 2674 nucleotides. Its product is annotated as pentatricopeptide repeat-containing protein At2g13600-like. Gene Ontology annotation, molecular function: RNA binding; protein binding. The coding region runs from base 98 to 2653 and encodes 851 amino acids. The record is from RefSeq and is a predicted model, not a curated record. NCBI's taxonomy places the organism in Eukaryota, Viridiplantae, Streptophyta, Magnoliopsida, Lamiales, Acanthaceae. Gene Ontology annotation, biological process: RNA modification. The transcript has a single exon.